Molecule: messenger RNA, 4599 nt
Organism: Pristis pectinata (smalltooth sawfish)
Lineage: Eukaryota; Metazoa; Chordata; Chondrichthyes; Rhinopristiformes; Pristidae
Gene: qsox1
Product: quiescin Q6 sulfhydryl oxidase 1
Biological process (GO): protein folding
Cellular component (GO): Golgi membrane
Molecular function (GO): flavin-dependent sulfhydryl oxidase activity; protein disulfide isomerase activity
Source: RefSeq, a predicted model, not a curated record
AACCUCGCUCCUCCCUCUGAGCCGGCGCACGUACACACAGUGUUAUUUCAGCAAGGUUUGAGCGUGCCCUGAUGCCGGUUUGCUCCGACAUGGCGUGGCACUGGGACACGGUCUUACUGACUGUAGCGGCGAUAUCCUUCCUGGCGAAGCCUGCAGCGGUGAGCGGGAACGGGCUUUACUCCUAUAUGGACCAGGUCACCCUCCUUGACCACGACAACUUUGAUAGGAUCCUGUACAACUCCAGCAAAGCCUGGGUGGUGGAGUUCUAUGCCGCUUGGUGCGGACACUGUAUAAACUUCGCCCCGGUGUGGAAAUCGCUGGCGAAUGAUAUCAAAGAAUGGCAGCCCGCACUGAGCCUAGCUGUUGUCCACUGUGCAAACCUAAAGAAUAGAAAACUGUGCCAGAGGUUUGAAAUAAAAUCCUAUCCUACGAUAAAGCUGUUCAAAGCAUUUUCAAAACCGUCUUCCAAAGAAGAGAUCUAUAAUGGUACUGAACUCAGUGUGGUAGCUCUGCGCCAUAAUUUCAUUGAUCACCUGGAGAAACAUGGAGAGAAUGAGUGGCCCCCAGCAUGCCCCCCAUUGGAACCAAUCAGCAUGGCAGAGGUUCGGAGCUUCUUUGCUGCCAAUGAAGUUCUGUAUCUAGCACUGAUCUUUGAAGAUGCAAAAUCAUACAUAGGCCGAGAGGUGACCCUGGACAUGCUGCAGUACGAGAACGUUGCUGUGCGCAGAGUUCUGAAAAGUGAAGAGAACCUCGUGAAGUUGUUUGGUGUCCACAAGUUCCCAUCUUGCUACCUGUACUUCAAUGAUACCACCCACAGAGAGGUCACAGUGAAAAUGGAAACACGCAUUUUCUACACGUACUACCUGCGCCGAUUGCCGGGAGUGACACGAGGCGCUUCCAAGCUGACACCAGAGAACUCGACCUAUGGGUUUGUGACGGAGCCAUGGAAAGACUUCAACAGUUCCAAACUGUACAUGAGUGAUCUGGAGUCUGCAAUUUACUACUCCCUCAAGAUGGAAGUGGGGAAACAUCGGGAACUAUCAGGAGAUACCCUCAUGGCACUGAAACACUUCAUCACCGUGCUCACAAAGUUCUUUCCUGGACGACCGUUCAUUAUGAAGUUGCUUCAGAUAACUGAUGCCUGGCUGACAGAUGUUGGCACAGCGUCAGUCUCCUAUAAUGCUCUUCUGGAUGUGCUAGACAACAAGAAUGGGACACCUGGAGCCAUGAUACCUGACAAGGUGAACUGGGUGGGUUGUCAGGGCAGUAGGCCAUACUUCCGAGGAUACCCAUGUUCCAUCUGGACUCUGUUCCACCUCUUAACAGUGCAGGCUGCAAAAUACAACAAAUCAAUGACUGACCCUCUGGAGGUUCUCUCUACCUUGAGGCAGUACGUCAAGCAUUUCUUCGGAUGCAGGAGUUGCGCCAACCAAUCUCGAAGCCAUGCAGCAGCAUCCAUGGAUCACGUCCGCAGCUUCAAUGAGUCCAUCUUGUGGCUGUGGUCUCGGCAUAAUCGUGUCAACUACAGGCUGGCAGGUGCACGAAGUGAGGAUCCAAAAUUCCCAAAGCUUCAGUGGCCACCUCCAGACAUGUGUGUGGAGUGUCACGAUGAGGUCAAUGGACGCCAUAUGUGGAUUACAGAUGCAGUGUUGAACUUCUUCUAUGUACAUUUUUCUCCAGAUAACAUAGACUACAGUUAUCUGGAAGAGGAGGAGGCACUCCUGAAGAGGCAGCAGAAGGUGAGAGAAGAUACUUGGCAGGACCAAGAGAAGUCUGGCCCAGAAGAAGAUGAGAAGAAAGACAAAGGAGAAGACCAGGGCAGGGAAGAAAAAGAAGAAAGCACGGAGCCGCCAGUGAUGAAGGAAGAACAAGUCAACCCAAUGAUUGUGAGGAGGAUCAGGAGUCAAAAGCGGACUUUUGUCAAGUGGAAACGUGCUGCUAAAAUGGAGGUAGAAGAUAUUGUCGACCUGGACUCGUUUGUGAAUGAACAAUACAAAAAACCAGCUUUGAAGGACAGGGCUGAAAACAAGAGAACCAGCCUGACGAACAAGAGAUACCACGGACCCCAAUUGCACCUACAGUCCAUUGAUGAGUCCGAGGAGUCUAGGGAGAAGCUGCAGAAUUGGGUGGUCGGGGGUUGGGAUCAAGUCAAUGCUAAGAAGAAAUGGAUUAGACUGCUGGGGAGGAGCUUCUCCCGCACGGAUACUGGCUUGUGUAUUCUGUUAUAUUUCCUGUCUGCUCUGUGUCUCCUGUCCAUGUAUCUCUAUUUCAAAAUGAAGUUUCGGUGGCGGAAAUGGAAGUAUUUGUUCACUUCUGCCUCCGUUGGUGUACAAUAUGGCAGGGAAAAGAACUGAUGAAGUGAAGACAGGGACUAUAUAGGCCACAGGGAGUGCAAUGAUAUAUAUUUCCACCCAGAUUAAUCUUUCGUAGACACAGAAGCUCUCAAAUUAGAAAUAAUUUAGAAUAUCAGUAUCCUAGCUGAGGAAACCACCAUUUCCAUAGGGUCACCUGUAAGUGAACAAUUCUGGGGACAUUUGAUCACAAAAUAAGAAAUUUCAAAUCUAGAAUUUUACACCCUGACUUGCUCACUCAAGAAAGAUAAAAUACCAAGACUUCAAUCCCUCUAUGAUAACGCACCAUUGCUUUUGCUAAGGACUGCUGGUUGAGAAGACACUUUGGGACAUUGUGGUCUACGAGGCUUGACUCCAAAAAUACCACCAAACUCUGCAAAGGUAAAUGGGCACCUAUCCCAAAUAAAAAAAAGUCUCUAGGGCCAGACUUUGCUGUUCUUUUGCUGUUCAUUGGAUCAGCCUGAUGACAGUUGGUGCGAAAAUUGGGCAAGGAGACAGAAUCUCUGGGACUUUCUUCCCAGGAGCAGGUAGACUUGCCCACAGUAGUCUCUGUUCCCCUCAUCACGGAUAAAGUAACUACGGACUGUUUGUUGCCAAACUGUAGACAGUUGCACUUUUCAAGUGACUAUAGUGAACCAUUUCCAACCAGCCAGUAAGAUCCCACCUUAGAAACAUCCUUUUCCCAAAUGUGGUGGACUCGAUGGAUAAUUCUACAUGCAGCACAUUUAGGAACACUAAUUUUGCACAGGUCUGCUUGAUCCAGAGGUGACUUUCACAAAACAAGUUCCACUGUGGGCUUAGUAUGGUGGCUUCACACUAACUGCAAAUCACUCACCUUGAUGUCUCGUAAGCAUCAAGUUGUCCCAACCUGUGCAAUGGUCCAAGCCUGAAGGGGAAGGUUUACUUUUAAUGUGUGUGUGUUUGUACUGGGACCCCUUAAAUGGUAAUGAACAGCAUCCAAAGGUUGGUCAAAAUGCCAGACUUUUGGUAACCCCUGAACUAACAACACACAGUAACUUUAAUUUUGACAGGUCAUGAGUAGUAUUAAAUAAUAUUAAGUAUAGGCACUUUAAAAUUUGCCAUUCUGGCACAUUGCCUGCUAGUCAGUGACAGUACCACAUUAGGGCGAGUACAGGGUGGUAGAGGAACAGUAGCUGAUUUGUAACUCACAUCGUCUGACAGGGGUCAACCAUCACUCAGCAGCUCCAAACUUUUUUCUUCUAUCAAAAGCUUGUGGGUUCAGCUCUUGGAAAAUUGAGCUCAUGAUCUAAGCUGAUAGUCUGGUUCAGUAUUAAGGGACAGAUGUGAUGACUUUUUAGAGGACAUGUUAAAACAAGUCCCUGGUUAUCCUCUCAGGUGAACAUAAAAAGUCCCUUUCCAAUAUUCAAAGAAGAAUGAGGCAACCCACAGAAAUUUCUUGUGCGUGUCGAUAACAUGGCCAAUGUUUAUUGCCUAAUCUUAAACACCCUGAACUGACUGAGUGGCUUGUUGAGACAUUCAGAGGAUAAUUGAGAAUCAAUCACAUUGGCGCAGGGUGUGGAGUCACAUGUAGGCCCUGAAGGACAUUAGUAAACCUGAUGGGUUUCUUCAAGCAUCCAAUAGUCUCACAACUAAAACAGAUUAUUUAGUUAUUAUCUCAUUGCUAUUUGUGGGGAAGUUGGCUGCCAUGUUUCCCAUAUCAUAACUUCACUUCAGAAAGAAGCUGAUUGGUGAUAAAGUGCUUUUGGACAUCCUGAGACUGCAAAGGCACUAUAUCAAAGUAAAAUCUUCCUUCAGACACAAGUAAUGAUGUAAUCAAAAGCAUUAAAGCUGCUAAUGAUAGGGCUUCUCUUGCAGCUGGAAGAAUCCCACCCGCCUUUGCGGCUUCCUUUGAAGGAAGCAACCUUGGGGGAUAGAUCUCAGGAUAUCCCUAUUUGAAUACAAGUCGAACUGCUCCAGCAGGCAUUAAAACUGAAAGAAAAUCAGCUAUAUUCAUAGUAAUAAGGAGUGAAUGACUCUCCGCACAGAAUCCCAAGCUAAUCUCCAAGUAAUCAUUUAUUAUUUGCCCCAUUCCUUCUUUUAGUGGUUUGAAAUCAAUUGCCCACCUUCAGUUCCUGGUGUUGGUAUUCUAUUAAGGCAACAUAUCAAGGAAUUUUACUAGAUUUUCUGUCCUGUCUGGGAAAUAGACAUUUUUGAUUUCUGUUUCUGUGAUGCUAAUAUAAUCAAUUUUUAUUUUUAAUUAAAAGAAAAUAUUUGAGUUUUACCUCAA